Molecule: messenger RNA, 750 nt
Organism: Naumovozyma dairenensis CBS 421
Lineage: Eukaryota; Fungi; Ascomycota; Saccharomycetes; Saccharomycetales; Saccharomycetaceae
Gene: ERG29
Product: Erg29p
Exons: 1
Coding region: 1-750 (249 amino acids)
Source: RefSeq, a predicted model, not a curated record
AUGCAUGUAAAGAUGGUAAUGAAUUUAUUAUGUGACAAAUAUUUAAAACUUGAAAGUGAAGCAAUAACGUGGUUAUCCAGGCAACCAUACGUUCACCAAUUUAUCCAUGAUGAUCGAAUUAGUGGUAGAAUAACAUUAUAUCUUAUAAUAAUUGGGUUCGUUGCAUUUUGUCAAGAAUUGUACAUUACUAUUGAGAUGUCACUAUUACAAAAGGAAACUUACGAUGCUUUGAAUAAUGGUAAAAUUGAUGAAAGCUUAAGAUUACAUCGAAUGCUUAUUAAUGAAGAGUUUCAUAGUCAUGAAUAUUUAGAUGAAAAAAAUGGGAUUGUUAUUGAAGAAUUUGAAGAUAGAGAUAAAUUUUUCUCUAAGCCUGUUCAUGUUUCCUCUUUAUAUAUAAAUUGUUAUGUUGUAGAGAGAAAAAAUGGGGAUUCAAUUUUAGAUAAACCUUUCAAAUUCCAUAUUGAAUUCUCUCCAGAAGAUUUUGAGAAUGAGAAACGAGUGGAAUUCGGUUGUUCAUUAAAAUUAUUAAGAGAAAAAUUAUAUUAUUUGUUUAAGGAUUCCGAAAUUUAUCAUGAACUUAUGAAGGAUAGAAAAGAAAACGGUAAACGAGAAAAAGAAUUCACAAUCUCAAAUGGAGUUGAAAUUUAUAACAGGAACGAUGAAAUUUUGCCACAUUCUGUAGACGAUAUUCAACUAUGUUUCUUAAAGCUUGAAACUAAUGAUACCAUAAGAUGUAAUUUUAUUCUUUAG